This is a messenger RNA of Thermothielavioides terrestris NRRL 8126, 2195 nucleotides long. RefSeq lists its product as uncharacterized. Gene Ontology annotation, biological process: transmembrane transport. Lineage: Eukaryota; Fungi; Ascomycota; Sordariomycetes; Sordariales; Chaetomiaceae. The record is from RefSeq and is a predicted model, not a curated record. The transcript is spliced from 4 exons. Gene Ontology annotation, molecular function: transmembrane transporter activity. Bases 372 to 1940 code for a protein of 522 amino acids.
CGAAACAUCCUGAGCGGUGCUAGGUGUCCCUGAAAAGGCCGGGAUUUGCCUCGGAUGCCUCCAGCGUCCCGAUCCUCUGCUCACCCUCCAACUCAACCCCACGUCCACGGGUAGAUAUUCUCGAAGCCCCUCCCCCUCCCUCAUCUUUCGCUAUCCCGCCCCAGAAUAUCAUCCAGCAGCUUUGGAUGACCUCGGCACCCGUCAUCGUUUGAUCCAUUGCACCUCUUACCGGACAACGGUUCCGUCCUAACUCCCUCCAUACCAAUCCGUUGUGGGGUUUAAGCGCGGCUCUUGAGCGUCACUCCGCCCCUCUGCGACCGAAUCGGUAGUCAAGCGCUCCGAUAUUGCGCGCAUGCGAUACCUUGAGUGCCAUGGCUGUGGAACAGGGCCCCCAUCUCGAGUCGCGCGGCAAUGACGCCAAAGACGCCCCUCGAGAUGUCUCGGUGCACAGCGGCGACGAGGAGUCGUCCCUCAACAAGGACGUGCUGGCCUUGGACGACUUGGACCCCGCCAUGAGCCGGAAGAUGCACCUGGUGAACAACGCUAUUGACGAGCUCGGCUGGACGCCCUAUCACACCAAGCUGUUCUUCCUCAAUGGCUUUGGAUACGCCGUGGACUCACUGAUCCUCCUCCUGCAGUCCGUCAUCGCCACGCCGGCCUUCACCGAGUUUGGCGAGGUGGGGUACGCCAAGGCAUUGACGAUCGCGGUGUACUCCGGCAUGCUCUCGGGGGCGUUGUUCUGGGGCCUCGGCGCGGACAUCAUCGGCCGCCGCUACGCCUUCAACCUGUCCCUCCUGAUCUGCUCCGCCUCCGCCAUCAUCGCCGGUGCCAUGCCGAGUUGGGCGUCGCUGGGUGUCUUCAUCGCACUGAUCGGCUUCGGCGGUGGCGGGAACCUCGUGCUGGACACCACCGUCUUCCUCGAAUUCUUGCCUGGCGACAAGCAGUGGAUGGUAACCGUCAUGGCUGCUUGGUGGGGCUUCGGCCAGGCCAUCACCGGCUUCUUCGCCUGGGGCUUUCUGGUCCCUGAGAAGUGGAACUGCCCCUCGGUCGAUACUUGCACCAAAGACAACAACAUGGGCUGGAGAUACGUCAUGUUCACGAGCGGCGCCCUCGUCUUCGUCAUGUCGAUCCUCCGCCUGACGGUAGUCCGCCUGAGAGAGACGCCGAAGUACCUUCUCGGUCUGGGCGAGGACGCCAAGGUGGUCGACACUUUCCAGGCCUUGGCCGCCAAGUACAACCGCCCAUGCAGCCUGACCCUCGAGCAGCUCGAGGCGUGCGGAGUGGUGACGACGGCCCACAGCAAGAACCGCUUCUCGUUUGCCGAAACGCUCAUCCACCUCCGUGGGCUGUUCUCGACGCGCAAGACCGGCCUGUCGACCGUCAUGAUCUGGCUCUCGUGGGCCAUGGUCGGGCUCGCCUACCCGCUCUUCUACGUCUUCCUGCCCACCUACCUCGCGACGCGCGGCGCCAGCCUCUCCGUCUCGACCUACGACUCGUGGCGCAACUACGCGCUGACCAACAUCAGCAGCAUCUUCGGCCCCAUCCUGGCCGGCUGGAUGUGCAACCUGCCGCUGUUCGGCCGGCGGUACACGAUGCUGAUCGGCGCGCUGAUGACGGCCGCCUUCUUCUUCGCCUACACGGCGGUGCGCUCCGCCGCCCAGGACGUCGGCUUCUCGUGCGCCAUCGGCUUCUGCCUCAACGUCUACUACGGCACGCUGUAUGCGUACACGCCCGAGGUGCUGCCGAGCGCCCACCGCGCCACCGGCAACGGCGUCGCCGUCGCUUGCAACCGCGUCAUGGGCAUCCUGUCCGCCGUGAUUGCCACCGUGGCCGACACGUCCACGCCCGUGCCCAUCUACAUCUGCGGCGCGCUGCUGGUUGCCAUGGGCCUGGCCGCCGCUGUGUUUCCCUUCGAGCCGUACGGUCGGAGGAGCUCGUGAGGGAUGUCCGUGUCCGGCUAGCUGCCCGAGCUGCCCACAGAGCGUGUGGGCGGCGGAGAGGCGCGUCGUCAGGAUAGCGGAUAGCCUGGAAGGAUUAACUAUAGCCGCCCGCUCUUGGCUGCCACCCAAGCCUUUUAGAGACUGGGAUCGAGACUAUGUCCUCGGCAAUGAAGGGACGGGAUUUUUUCUCCGUCAAGAUACCCAAAUAGAGACCUAGAGGUGUUCAAUCGGCCAAAAUGGCAUUGUUCGCCAUCU